AUCACCCGUCACCGCAAACACUCUCUUGUUCUUCAUACUUCCACCGUGCUUGUACCAGUUUCUUGUAAGGUAUGCCAAAGAGCAGAGAGCAGGCAACUAUUUUACCGUUGUUCUCCAUGCAACUUUUAUCUUCACACUGAAUGUGUUUCACCAUCUCCGAUUACUGAUAGUGCAAGUCAUGAACAUCCAUUCACCUGUUUGUUAAGGCACCAAUCAUUCAUUUGUGAUGCAUGUGGCACCCAGGGGGAUUGUGCUCCCUAUCAAUGCCAUACAUGUAACCUUCUGGUGCAUAAGGAAUGCAUUUCGUUGCCACGCAGAUUCAAAAUUACACGGCAUCAUCAUCUCCUCUAUCAUACAUAUUUUCUUGAAGAACAUGAGUUUAAAAUGUGGGACUGUAAAAUUUGUCAUACCGAGGUGAAUGCAGAACAUGGGAGUUACAAUUGCUCGCCCUGCAAUUGUGUUGUUCAUGUGAAUUGUGCAAAGGAUGUCGUUGACCCGGAUGGCUUGAUUACGACGAGAAGCAACGAUAAGAGGCCCUGUAAGAACUUAGAAUUCUUGUUUGAUGAAUCAAUCUCAUUUAUUGUUAUCAAGGAGGUCGAAUUUGAAGGGCAUAAAAUAGCGAACAUCGAUCAGACAUUUCAGCCAUGUGCAUGAUUAGCAUUAACUGAUGAGAUUGGGGAUGACAAGCGUUGUGACGGCUGUAUGCUAUCCAUUUCAACUUCAUUUUAUGGAUGUUCGCUUUGUGAUUUUUUUGUUCACAAGUCUUGCGCUGAAUUGCCCAGGGAAGAACACCAUUGGCUUCAUGAACAUCCCUUCAAACUCUCCUCAGACACCAUCUUCAAAUGUAAUUGGUGUCAUCAUGAGAGCAGUGGUUUCUCCUACUAUUGUGGUAAAUGUGAUAUGAACUUUUGCCUUCGAUGUGAAAGAAUAUCUGAGGAAUAUACAAUUGCAGCACAUGAACACCCCCCUCGUCUUUUUUCACAAAUAUGACGGGAAGUGCAAUGCUUGUGGUGAUCAUAUAGAUUAUGCAUUCAAAUGCAAGGAUUGUGGUUUUGCUUUGGAUAUUCAAUGUCUUAGUUUGCCAUAUUCAACGCAACAUAAGUGUGAUCGACAUCCCUUCAUACUCACU
Theobroma umbraticum is the source of this 1129-nucleotide messenger RNA. RefSeq lists its product as uncharacterized. Lineage: Eukaryota; Viridiplantae; Streptophyta; Magnoliopsida; Malvales; Malvaceae. Gene Ontology annotation, molecular function: zinc ion binding. The record is from RefSeq and is a predicted model, not a curated record.